AAACACAUACUAACAUUAUAAGGGCAACCUAGGAAACAUUAUAAAAUAAUGAAAUAAUCCCGUGGCAGGGGACCUUUAACUCUCAGUCUCAGCUAAAGUGCUCAAAUGCAAAACAUGUUUUCAUUUAAAGUUUUUGCAUUUUCAAGGCUCAUGUGAAUUAAGUCUUCACUCAGGAUUGUGAAAAUACAUGGAAGAAUGAGAACAGUCCCACACACUCGAUAAACAAGCACAUUGUGCUGUUUACAGAAGGAUUCUGACCUCAUUAUAUCACAGUCCACAUGGUAGCUGAAAACCGCUCACUGAAUCCUGCAGUAUGUAAACUGUGACUUUUUUUCUACUUUUAAAUUUAUAAUUGAUGGGCUAGAUCAAAUAUUUGAUGAAUUAUAAGACGCUGUUUUAACACACUUUCCAAAGCUGCACCUUAAGGUAAUUUAGUGUUUGGAUGGAUGGGUGUUGAUGUCAUCAGCCAUGUGCUUAGAUUGUAUCUAUUUAAGUGUGCCCUUUUUCUGUUGUGCAACAUUAAUGACCUGUUAACACAUUAGUUGCUCGUAGUGUCUGUUUGAGGAAAUUGUGACUGAUUUAAUAUUUCCUAGCCCUUUAAUGAUCAGUGGUUAUAGUAUUAGUAUUAGUAGUAAUAAACAAUUUUAAUAUCAAUUUAUCAUGUUAAAUACAGAGGAUUGUUGAAAUCAUGCUAAUUUAGAAAGCAAUUAGUUUUUGAACCUACUGAUUUUUUUAAUGGUGAGCUUUACAUACAAAAUGAAAAUCAUAGACUUGAAUACACUAUUUAUCAAAAUUCAUACUUAUGGAAAUAUUUAUGAAACUAGUGGUUAGGAUGUGUACACAUAGGCCUAUAUAUUAAUACUUUUUACUUGAUAGUAACACAACUUUUAGAUCUCCUCCUGCCUAGGCUUCUCCACAUCAUUCAAGUCAUUAAAUCAAAACAUUUGUUGGAAAUGGUAUAAAUAUUCAUUAAAAAUAUUUGAAACGAACAUGAAUAGAUUACAUCUGUAUUUUGCACAUGCAUUUAAAACCAAAUUGUUAAAAGCUAAAAAAAGUGUUUUCUGCUCCUAAUGUAUAGGGGCUAUCGAUGAUCCAGAUGAAUAGCCUAUACAUCAAUUUUGAAAUGUCAUGCACCCUAUUUAUAUUCACACCACAGCCCAACAGUAGCCUGCAUUCUUUCGCAAACAUAGGCUAUUUCAACUAAUGAUUAACAAAAUUCCUCUAAAUCUGAGCGUGUGACUACACACUAGUCUGUGCUUUAUGAAAGCACAACCUUUAUGUUUUGUGAGUAUAAAACGCCCAAAAAUGUGCUUGAUCUGUUUUUUUGGAGCGCUGGUCAUAACAAGCGGAGUUUUUAGCCAAGACACAACAACUGUACUGCCAGAGGUUCGAGAAGUGUUUGCAGCAGUGGGUUCAUCUGUGAAGAUACUGUGCACUGACGGAGGGGAAAAAGGGGUGGAGUGGAGAUUUAACAGCUCAGUGCUCAUCUCAAGCCCUGUUCUUUUCAUGCAGAACACUAGUUUGAAGAACCAAGGCAUCUACACCUGCCACCAACCAAACGGAAACCUGAUACUAACAGUAUCUCUACACCUGGGAUAUCCCCCUUCUCCUCCGGAUGUGCAUUGUUGGUCUCCAACUUACCCUAAAAGGGCCAUAUGUUCUUGGACACUGACUCCAGAACCAAUACUUCCAACCCACUAUAUUGCUACAUACAGGAGUUUUUCAGAACCACUCUCAAGUGCCCGUCAAUGCCAGAAAUGGGAGGGACAAGACAGGCAAUGUGCGCUAGAGGAACUGGAGAUCUUUGCAGGAGAACCAACUCUUAUCAACAUCACAGCUAGUAAUGCUCUGGGAAGCACAACACGUAUAUGGCCAUUUAUAUUUGAGCAGAUAGUGAAACCUGAUCCUCCGGUGAAUGUGAGCGUGAUGGUAUUGCCAGGAAAGAAGUUGUCUGUUCAGUGGGGUCCACCACCCAGUUGGCCGGAUCCUGUCAACUUUCUCCUUAAAUACACAGUGAAAUACCACUGGGGCAAACCUGGGACAGCUAGAACUCUUGGCCCUUAUGAGUCCAGCAAAAUGGUUCUGAGUGGACUGGUGGCAGGAAGGACUUAUUACAUCCAAAUAUCUGCAAAAGACUUCCUUGAUGAUGGGCGGACCAGUGACUGGAGUGCACCAAUAAGUGCCACUAUACCCAUCAACUGAUGAAUCACUGAAUUGACCAAAAGUGUUAAGUUUCAAUGUUUAUUAUGUCACCGAAGUGUAACUGUUUAUAAAGGCAAUUUUUACCAAUAUGCCAGUUCAGUUUGCUAAAUUUUCUUAAUUAAAAAAAUGUUAAACACCCA
This is a messenger RNA of Pimephales promelas (fathead minnow), 2342 nucleotides long. RefSeq names its product Epstein-Barr virus induced 3 (gene ebi3). Gene Ontology annotation, cellular component: membrane. NCBI's taxonomy places the organism in Eukaryota, Metazoa, Chordata, Actinopteri, Cypriniformes, Leuciscidae. Gene Ontology annotation, molecular function: protein binding; cytokine receptor activity. The record is from RefSeq and is a predicted model, not a curated record.